AUGUACGGCGGCGCGGAUCAUGGCGCGUCGGUACCGCCCCGUCCGUCGCGGCCUACCAACCACCGGAGAGUGCAAUCGGACACCAGCUUCCUCUUCGAUCAAGCCGUGCAACCCCACCCCCCCGAUGGAAACGUGCAGCGCGCGUUAUCCGCGUCGCGCUACCGCCAGCAUUCCGCGUACGCUCUGUCGGAGCAACCGGUGAUAGAAGAGGAUGAGCGGGCCACCGAAGGCCAUUCGCCGGCGUCCUCCCCGCCCCUGGCGCGCCGAUGCAAGUCUUACUCACGCGCCAAGUCUAAGGAACCCGCUAUCGGCGGGGAUGAUGACUGGGUGCGGGAGAGAUUGCGCGAGCAUGAGAGGGAGGUGGAGCAAGAAUGGCGGUCCGGUGAGCGGAUGCGCGGGAGCUUCAAGGAGCGCGAGCGCGCGUCGCAUGCGGCUCGGCCUCGCGAGGCGGAGAAGGAUCGAGGCGCGGCGCCGAGGGAACGCGUGGAGGCGCGGAAUGGGAGCUUUCGCGAGAGGGACAGGCAACGGGGCGAUGGGAUCAGCGGAAGCCUCUGGGAAAGAGAGGCACUCAAGGAGGCACCGAGAGAGUAUGCGAAGGAAAGUUACGGAGGGGAGCGCGGGAGGAGCGCGCACAAGGAAGUAGCUUCUCAGGACCGAGGAAGCGGGGAUAUACGAGACGAAGACGAUCGAGGAGGGAGCAGGGGCGGCGCGGGAAGGGUCGAGCAAGGAGAACGGGAUGGCGGAAGGGCGCAAGGCUCCGCGGUGGAGCAGGAACGAGAGCAGGAGAGAAGCAGGGAGAGGCACAAGGGCCGAACCCAUGAAGGGGACGACGCAGGCGAGGAAGGGUACAGGGAGUACGGCUCCUCGUCGCACGCGCAGCACCACUCGCACCAGCCGUCGCACCUCUCGUCGCACCAGUCGUCGCACCAGUCGCAGCGCCUGUCGCAGCAAGGUGGCGUGAGCAGGCCGCAGCAGCGGUCCGAUCGCGCGGACGCGCAUCAGAGCAACCAAGGCUCGAGUCCCCCUAUGCACGCACAGCAUCCGCGCCAGCAGCCGCCCCCCCACCAACAGCAGCCGGCGGAUGGGAGUCCUUCCGCUGGUCCUGCGCAAACCUCGCGCGGGUCCCCGCUCAAUUUUAAGCCGCGGGGGUAUAGCGGGGCGAGCAGCGCGAGCGGCGGGCCUUCCCCCGAGAGCGGAAAGCACGGACCGUCGCCCAUGGCUCCGGACAUGCUACGCGUGAUGAAUCAGAGCAAUCGCCACCGUCGGAUUCGAUCGGAGGACUGUUCCGCGUUCUACCACGUGGCUAUUAAUGACCCGGGCUCUGGCGGCAGCAGCCCCUCGAACGCGCCUUCCGGGAUCGCAGGCAGCAGGGGCGCUCCGAGCAGCGGCUUGCACGGGAGUGGCCGAGCUCCCAGCGCGAAUUACGGCGGUUCGGGGAUCGCCAGCGGCGCGGGGCGGUCGGGCGCGGGCAGCCAUAGCAGCGGCGCAGGCAGCGGAAGCGGUCUGGCGGACCACGGGGCGCAGAUGCGCAAGGGGGACGCGGGGACAAGCGCUAACGGCGCAAAGGGUGGCCCAGGGCAAGUAGGUGAGCGCGAGGGCAUGGACAGGGUUGGGGGGGAGCGGAAACCGGCGCCCGAACGACCAGCGGAGAGAGCAGCAGAGAGAGCUCCGCCCGAGAGAGGGCCUGAGAAGGCAGCAGCGGGCAUGCCUGUGUUGGCGCGGGGAAUAGGCAGCCAGAAGGAGCGGCGGCGCUCGCGGUCAAUGCUGUUCCCGCCUUCCCACUCCGUUUCCUCCGUCCCCUCGUCCGACCAUGAGCGCUCGCAGGAGCAGCUCUCAGCUUCCCCCGUAGGCGCGGGGGCGGCGGCUAGCAGGGAAGCCCUAGGGGGCUCCCCGGAUGGUCACGGCGGGGGAAGAGGCGCAGCUGGCGGGGGAUCCGCGGGGAUGAAGGGGUCCGCGCUGGGGAGAGGGCGGGGAGGGGGAGGGGGAGGGGGGAGGGGGAUACUGGGCGCGGCAGUGGACGUUUUAGAGCAGCAGCAGCAGCGGUUGCGGCAGCAGCAGCAGCAGCAGCAGCAGCAUCAGUGGCAGAAGCUGCAAGGAGCAGUGGAUUCUGACACGCGCGAGGGGGCGCAGGAGAAGGGGGACGGCGCAGCGGGGAGGGCGCACGCGGAGGACGAGGGUAGGGGGAAGGCGCUCAGUGGCGGGGGGUACGGCGAAGGGGGGAAGAGCGCUGGCAGGCGGUCACUGGACGCGGGACUGCAGAGAGGCGCGGGGGGGAUUACAGGGGGAAGCACAGGGGGAAGCGCAGGGGGAAGCGCAGGGGGGGCCGCAGGAGGAGGUAUGGGCGGAGGGGCGCAUGAGGGAGCAGUGCGCGCGCGGGCGGGGCUCCAUGAGCCUGACUCGGCGGGUGAUUCUAGAUUGAGGAGCGCGGGACACGGGGGACAAGGGGGACAAGGGGGGGAGGCGAUGGGCGCAGGUGGGAGGAGAGGCAUACGGCCUGGGCAGAGCGAAGCAGGGGCAGGGGCAGGAACGGCCGGGGCGUUUGGUGCGUCAGGUCCGUCAGGGGCGCUACAGGGGCAUCACACGGGUGGAACGAGCCCAGAGGACGCUUUAGAGCAGCAGAUGAAGGCAGUGCGGCGAAAGCCGGGCCACCAGCGCUCCUACUCACACUCCAUGUCCCCUCCCUCCUCGUCCCCCCCCCGCAUCACUGCGUCAGCUUCAGUAGGGUAUGCGGGCAUAGGCGGGGGAAUUGCAGGGAUGGGCGCAGGGGGAGGCUCUGGGGCGCUUUCCGCCUCCCCCUUGUCCAGCAGGCCCCCCCCCCGCAGUCCCCCCCGCGCUGCCGUUGGGCCUUCCCGCGCUGCUACAGCCCGUAGCACAAGUGGAAGCUUCUUGGCAAGUGCGGGAGCUGCAGUGGCGGCAGUAGGGGCGGAAAUGGGGUCUGGGUUGAGAAAGGGACUUGGAGGAGGAGCAGGGGAGGGUGGAGCGAGCAGCAGCAGGGAGGGCAGCAGCGGGGCCGCAAGCAGUGGCAUGGGCAUCGGCAGCAGUUUUAGCAGCAGCGGUAACAGCGGCGGCAGCAGCAGCAGCAGUGGUAGCAGGCAGCGCAGCAGUGGGGAGGAGGCGAUGGGAGCAGCAGCAGCGCGGUCGCGGCACCGCAGGAGCGAGAGUGCAGGCCCAGGGUACUUCGUCCCAGGAGCAGGCAUGUGGGGGGUUGGCGGAGCAGGGGGCAUGGCGCAUGGCACCCGAGGCGUAGGCAAUAGCAGCAGCGGCUCUGGCGCUAGUAGCGGUGCUGGCAACGGCAGUGGCAGUGGCAGCGGCGGCAGCGGUGGGGGUGGUGGCAGCGGUGGCAGCAAGGGAAUGUUUCCAUCUGUGUCGGUGGGUGAGCUAGGGGUGAACAGCCCCAGGGGAAGGGGCGUGGCCGUGCCUGCGGGCAGGGGCAGCAGCCCCCUCUCUGUGCCCUCCAAGGCCAGCAUUGGAGGCAGCGGGUUGAAGGUAGCAGGCGGGGGAGGGGGCGGGGGAGGGGGAGGGGGAGGCGGAGGGGGAGAAGGAGGGACGGGAGCAGGAGGAGCAUGGGGAGGAGAGGCGGAGAGGGCAGGCGGGGCGAGUGGGGGUGGUGGUGGAGGGGCGGGGAACUCAUCACCAGCUUCCAAUUCCCCGUCCGCCUUGUCUCCCGAGUCAUCCGCUCCCUCGUCGAAACCUUUUGCUGCCGUCUCUGCCCGCCCAAGCAAGGACGGGAAGCCGCAUGGUAGCCCUUCGAAGCCCACCUCCACCUCCCGGUCUGCUUCCCCCCCUGGGGUGCACCACAGUGGCGCGCAGGGGGCAGGCGGGCAGGGCGCAGGUGCAAGCGCAGGGGCAGGCAUGGGCGCAGGUAUAGGGGUAAACACAAGCACAAGCACAAGCAGCGGCACCAGUGCAAGUGCAAGCAGCUUCCAGGGGCACGGUGCUGCUCCUGGCAAUGGGAGCAGCAGUGCAGUGCUGGGUAGCGUUGCGCUGAAGCUCAAGGCGCGUGGCGGCAUGCACAUCAACCUGCCUCGCAGCACCAGCACAGGCGGCGCCGGGGGCAGCGGCAGCGACUCUCACGGCCUGGGAGGCGCCGGGAGCGGGGGAGGGGGCGGAGAGAGGGGGGGAGCAGGCAGGGGCGGCGGAGGAGGAGGAGCAGGGGGAGGCGGCGCAGGGGGAGGAGGAGGAGGCGGAGGGGGGAGUUUCGGGGCGAGUCCUGAAGCCCAGUUCGGGUCUAGGAAGAACCUGGGAAGCGGAACGUGCUUCUCCCAGACAACAAGCCCUACGAGCGGCUAUAACAGCCCGUACAACCUGGCGAGCCCCCAGGAGGGAGUGAGUCCGUGCAGCCAGACGUCCAGCCCAGGCCCUCUUCUUGACCCUGACCGCUUGUGGGAGCUGCAGAAUUUCAAGCGCGCCACCCCCAACACUACUCCCACCACCUCGCCCCGCCUCGCUGGGUCGCUGUCGCCCCCGCCUGUUGCCCCCCCCCGCACGCCCAACGUGAGUGAUUAUUAUUACUCCUACAAGUCUGGGGGUAGCCCGAGAGGACCUGGUGGAGCGGAGGGUGUGGGGCAGGAAGGAGAGGGGCAGGUGCUGGGGCAUGGAGGGGAGGUGGUAGAUGCAGCAGGAGCCGCCGCCGCAGCAGCAGCAGCAGGAGGAGGAGCAGCAGCAGCAGCGGAAGGAGCGGCGGCAGCGGCGGCAGUGACACCGGCGACGUCGAAUGUGUUGCAGAAGCCGUAUGUGGUGCUGGCAGAGGUGUACCGGCUGUCCCGCAAGGAGCUGGGGCGCGGCAACUUUGGGGUGAUCCGCGUGUGCGAGAAGCGCGAGACCGGGGAGAGGUUCGCGUGCAAGACCAUCGAGAAGAAGAACCUGCAGUGUUGGGAGGACGUGGAGGACGUGCGGAGGGAGGUGGCGGUGAUGGAGGUGCUGAGGGGCCACCCCAACGUCAUCACGCUCCUGGACACCGUCGAGGACCUAAAGGAGGUGCAUCUGAUCAUGGAACUCUGUGAGGGAGGAGAGCUGUUUGACCGCAUUCAGGAGCGCGGGUACUACAGCGAGCGGCAGGCGGCGAAGGUGACGCGCACGGUGAUCGAGGUGCUGCAGCACUGCCACGGGCUGGCCGUGCUGCACCGCGACCUCAAGCCCGAGAACAUCCUGCUCACCAGCAAGCGCAGCGACACGCGCUGCAAGGUCAUUGACUACGGCAUGGCCUAUAUCUUCCAGCCUGGCGAGCGGUGCACGUUCCGAGCGGGCACGCCGAACUACAUCGCGCCCGAGGUGAUCAACAAGAACUACGGCGUGGAGGCGGACGUGUGGAGCGCGGGCGUGAUCCUCUACAUCCUGCUGUGCGGCCUGCCGCCCUUCUGGGGCGACACUACGGAGGAGAUCUUCAAGAGUGUGCUGUGGGGGCACCUUGACUUUGACACCGACCCCUGGCCACAGGUGUCGGACGCGGCUAAGGAUUUAGUGCGGAGGAUGUUGUGCAAGAACUAUGCCAAGCGCAUUACGGUGGAGGGAAUUUUGCGCCACCCUUGGAUCGUGGCUUACACCACGUAG
Messenger RNA from Closterium sp. Naga37s-1, 5550 nucleotides. NCBI's taxonomy places the organism in Eukaryota, Viridiplantae, Streptophyta, Zygnematophyceae, Desmidiales, Closteriaceae. The record is from the annotation of a GenBank genome assembly.